This is a messenger RNA of Marasmius oreades (fairy-ring Marasmius), 2125 nucleotides long. RefSeq lists its product as uncharacterized. Bases 81 to 1736 code for a protein of 551 amino acids. Lineage: Eukaryota; Fungi; Basidiomycota; Agaricomycetes; Agaricales; Marasmiaceae. Gene Ontology annotation, biological process: regulation of DNA-templated transcription. Gene Ontology annotation, cellular component: nucleus. The record is from RefSeq and is a predicted model, not a curated record. The transcript has 6 exons.
CUGUAGGUGACAUGUGACAUCUCCCUCCGUAUUCAUUGGCGUUGUUUCGUGCCUCAGGUAUUGCAGCUCGACAACCAUCGAUGGCGCAAGGUUUCAUUCCGGCAGGGGCCGCCGCCCCGCCUUUCGGUUCGCCAUGGCUCUUCGAAUCAUCAUGGGACUUCGCUUUGGAGAUGCAGCACAUCUUUGACCCUGUGACUCCUUCAAGCACAAAGGAAUGGGUUGGCGCCUCUUCCUUCGGUGGUGGGAAGAAUGCUGUUGGCUUGAGUACCCUUAUCACUGAACGGAUCAGGGAAUUGGAAAUGGAAGUGUGUCUAGGUGGCAACGAUAAGGGCUGUGGUCCUUUUCGAGUGAAGAGGAAGGACAAUGGCAUAAAGGAGAGUCCGAAACGGAGUCAGCAUGCCAAGAAUGCCUCAAGUGAGAGAAAUUCGGAUGAUACGAACCAGAGGAUCUCUUCUGUGGUUCUCCCGUCAAUCAAGAACUCUGAAACUCGACUUCGUAGUCCCUCUAUUCCUUCCUUUGCCUCUACACCGCCACCUACCUCCCAACCAGUCUCGAAACCAAGGUUUGAAACACCUAUCCAUCUGGAUGAAACGUUGGGGAGACUAUACGGCCUACACGAACUGUGCAAAGCCUCUUACACCCCCUUCGAGUUACCAGUCACGUUCACCAAUACCAUGAAGAAACGAAGAGAGCUAUACUCGACAUUCACGAGCCAUGCCCAGGAGCUUCGGGAGCUACACCAUUCAUUUCAAGGAUUGCUGGCUCGGACUGAUACUAAAAUAAAAAGUCAGUCACAACGCUUUGGAGAAUGGCUCGCCACUAGUAAGAACAUUCAAAGCUUACUUAAAAUCGAACGACACUUGGCGAAGACUAAAAGCAGUCGUUCUCUGGACGAAUGGUAUGAGUUCGGUGGAAAAGAUGGUCGAGAGGUUGCUUGGCUGCCCUCUAGUCUAGAGGAGCUACAGUUGCAGAUUCAACUGGUUAAUAUUGAGCUGAAGAAGAAGAAAAUGGAUGCCGUGACUCGCCUAUCGCUCAGGGAGUCUAAUAUGAGAAGGAAAUGGCACGUGGGAAGAUUGGAGAUCGUAAUGGGCCUUCUGCUGGUACAAGAUAGCGUACCGCUGGACAUGAUUGAACAACUAGGUAGAAGGGUCGUGUGUUUUGUGGAAAAUAACAUGGCGGAGGGUUUUCAAGAGGAACGGGGAAUUUACGAUGACAUUUUGCGUUUCGAUGACGAUAACUGGGAUGAAGACUCGGAUUGUGAUGAGAAUUCACCGCAAGAAACUGACAGGGACGAUGGAUUAUGUGAUGCGUUGACAGACGACAAGACAGAUAUUUCUUCUUCCUCUCCUCAGCAUUCACCUCCGCCUACUUCAAUCCAACCUGAUAUACAUAACUUCGACACCUCCAUCUCGGGUAACCGAACCUUCAGCCACAACAAUGUUACGAAUACAGAUACCACAGACUCUCAUAAUACGAAUAGCGAAACUAACACCAACUCUCAUAACGUCUACAAUAACAUUACGAAUCAUCAUCACCACAAUCAUCAUCACCACCAUCGUCAAGAACGCCGAAAAUCGCGCUGGAACAUAACAAAGUUUGUCCAUCAGCACAUAUACCUACCUAUACUUUGGAAUCCGUACUCCUGUCUCUGCUCUCAUCACCAGACAAUGGCGUCGAGUUGGCUCCAUGCAUAUUUGACGUGGCUGGCCUCCUCGUUUGGUAGCUGUCACCGGUAGUCGGUUACUAUCCUACAUAGGGAGCAUCGGGUUCUGCUCCGCCUGACCAGUUGUUCCUCGAUUCUUCACCCCGCGUUUUCCACCCUUCUUUGUUUCUUUUCACCCAUCUUCACCUCGUUUUCCCUGCCUUCUUCCAUCUUUUCUCACCCUUAAUCUUCCCAUCCCCCUUCUCUUUCCACCUGUCGCGGUUUCUGGGCUCGACACGGGUCGGUGCAUCGGUGAUUUUAUUUUGUGAACCUUAAUAUCCAUGUACGAUAUACGAUAUCAUUAUUAUCCUCAAGUACGUUCUAUCCUCCCACGUGUAAUUCUACAUUCUCAUGUCAUCCUCAUACUGUAAACCUGUAUACCGGACGUUGUGCCGUUAAAUAUAACAAUUCUCCUGUUUCAAG